Messenger RNA from Onthophagus taurus, 2247 nucleotides. The record is from RefSeq and is a predicted model, not a curated record. NCBI's taxonomy places the organism in Eukaryota, Metazoa, Arthropoda, Insecta, Coleoptera, Scarabaeidae.
AUCGAGUGAGAAAGCAAAAUUUUUAACAAUUUUAAGUCACGAAAAACUAAUUUAACAAGUUCGUUUACGUUAGAGAAGUUAUUGGAAUCGGUCCUAUUUAUAACCACCAAAAUGAAGGAGUUUACACGAACCAUCGACGAAAAUUUUCCUGUUACAUGGCAUGAAUUUACAAGUAAAUCUGGUAGAAAAUAUUCAAUUGGUGAUAUUCAGGAUGAAUAUAAAGAAAUUAUUACGAAUCAUAUGGUUUAUGGAUUAGGUAGAGAUGAGCCGUUAUGUAAAUAUUCAAAUGCGACAACUUUUCCAAGCUUUUUGCUAUCAUCGAUGGAAGCUUGGAGAAGUGUAAUCAAUCAAAAUUUUAGUUUAAUUUGUUUGACAACAAAUGAAUUCGGAGAAAUUCAAAUUGCAGGAGCAAACUGUUUACACAUAGCUAGCGAAAAUGAAAAAGCUGCCUUUGAAGAUGAAAAGAAAACAUCUACAAGUAAAAUAUUAGAAACAUAUCUGCAUAUGGGUAAAAUGGCCGAUCCGUUUAAGAAGUUGGGAAUUCAAGAAUGUUUAACUGGAAUGGGAUUGUAUGUUUUACCUGAAUUUCGCGGUGAAGGAAUCGGAGUUGAAUUAUUAAAAGCAAGAGAACCAUUAGCUAGAAGUAUUGGUUUGAAAGCUACUUGUACAGUUUUUACAUCGAAAUUUUCACAAUUAGCUGCCUCUAGAGCAGGAUUUGAAGAUCUUUACAGCAUCCGUUACGAAGAUUUAGCAAAAAAUGAAAAUUUAGUCUUCCCUGGGAUCGAAGAACACACAGAAACAAUAAAAUUCAUGUACAAAUUGUAUAACUAGUCAUAAACUGUUUAAAAAUGUAGGUUGAAACAACACAAGACAAAUAAAAAGAUAAUGUGGUAAAUAAACCAUAAUCUUUUCGCUACGCUGUCAUAUUGGGUCAAAGUCUUAUCUAAGCCACUCAAAUUUCUAAAAACUGUACAUUCCUUCUGAUAUCAAGCAAAUACUAACAACUCGAAACAUUUAUUUCAAAAUGAAUGGGUUUAAACGAACGUUAGAUUCAAAUUUUCCAAUAAAAUGGCACGAAUUCACAAGUAAAUCGGGAAAAAAUUAUGUUAUUCAAGAUAUUCCAGAUGAAUACAAAGAAAUUGUUGCUAAUUAUAUGGUUUAUGGGUUUACUAAAGAAGAACCUUUAUUUAAAUUCAGUUAUGCAUCAACUUUUCCAAAUUUUUUAAACGAAGCGGGAAAGUUUUGGAAAAAAGCAGUUUAUGAAAACUUGAGUUUAGUUUGUCUAACAACCAACGAAAACGGAGAGAUUCAAAUAGCAGGGGCUAAUUGUAUGUACAUUGCUAGGGAAGAUGAAGAAAAAAGUUAUAAAAAUGAUAAUGAAGAAACUUCUUCAACACUUAAAGUACUUAAAACUCAUGUGUAUAUGGGUAAAAAGGCAGAUGCGUUUGCAAGGUUAAAUAUUAAGGAGUAUAUGAAAGGUAUGGGAUUAUAUGUCUUACCGGAAUUUCGUGGAGAAGGAAUUGGAAUUGAAUUAUUAAAAGCUAGGGAACCUUUGUGUACACAUUUAGAUUUGAAAGCAUCUUGUACAGUUUUUACUUCAAACUUUUCACAAAAUUCUGCCGUAAAAGCAGGAUUUAAAGAUCUUUAUGUGAUAAGUUAUGAAGAUUUGGCACAAGUAAAUGAAGAACUUGUAUUUCCAGGUAUAGAAACCCAUACAAAAUCGAUUAAAUUUAUGUAUAAAUUAUACAAUUAAAAUUUAUUACAAUCCAUGUAUAAAAUAUUUACAAAAAAACUUUCAAAUGAUUUAAAAUGUCAUCACCACAAUUAAAAUAAAACACAUUACAUUUUAUAUAAUAAAUUUUUCCACUAGAAUCAAUAGGUUUAUGUUGUUUAAUAGACCUAAUUGAACUUGCACAUUUAUAAUUUUCACGAACACAAGCCAAAUCACUUUUUUUAAGUCUUAAAAUAGGGCAAAUAUCAUUAAAACCAUCCCCAAAAUAAAUAAUUUUAUCAUAAAUAACUCCAUUCUUCUCCUGAGCCUCUAAAUAUUCCUCCAUAAUCCUUCCUUUACACAAAUUCUUCGUACUUAAAUUACAAUCAGUUUGCAAAUGAUACAUUUCAAUAUUUAACAAACCAUUUUCGUCAAAAUGAGCUGGAUUUGUAAAAACACCAUCAACACAACUUUCCAAUUUGUAUUUUUUUAACCAAGUAUUAAUAAAAUACGAAUUUGAAUCGCUUACAAUAAUA